Penicillium brasilianum is the source of this 2939-nucleotide messenger RNA. NCBI's taxonomy places the organism in Eukaryota, Fungi, Ascomycota, Eurotiomycetes, Eurotiales, Aspergillaceae. The record is from the annotation of a GenBank genome assembly.
GAGACCUCCGUCGUCACUUGGCGAUGACUCUCCUCUCUUCCUCCUCUAGCUACAACUACAACUUCCUCUAGACAUGUCUCUCUUGUGCGAUUUAUUCGUGCCUCUCUAUUCAACACUCUAGACCUCCCUUUCUGUUUUUGUGCUCGGUCUCUCUCUUCGCAACCCCUCGCACUCCCUCUGCUGAGCAGUGACUGGACUUCAUCCCUUUGAUUUUCUCGUUACUCGUGUUUUCUCUCAGCGCUUGUGACCUUUUGUUUCGUCUCCUUUUUCCGAUUAUUUUCCCACCCAGGCUGCCUAUUUUUUAAGCCAAAACAACCAGCCGUUAUGUCGGCCCAAUCUCCUCAUCCUCCCUCUUCCAAGGGCGCUCGGAAUAACAACAAUAACAACAUCAACAACAAUCACCGAAGACCCUCGAAGAAGAUGACUAUUCCGCAUCCACAACACUCUCUGUUGAGCACCCCGCCAUCUUCACCCCCGCGCAACAUGAGCCCGGCUGGAGUCACCACCGAUUCAUCGGUCAACGUCCAAACCAAGAAGAAGCCUCCACGCUCGGGAAAGAAACCUCCGCCUCGCAGCGGCCAUGGAGUUUCGCCCGCCCCGAAUCAGAAUGGGCAUCGACACACCAAUUCGCAACCCAGCGUGGUGACUCCAGCGAAAGACAACGCGGCGGCCUAUGCAGGUCCAACCUUCCAUGCGUCACCCGCCCCAUCCGCACUGCCCAUUCCGAGCUUCUUCUCCAAGUCUUUCCCUGAAUCCGAUCUCGCGCCGACUCUGGAGACCGACAGCGACAAUGCGGAGAUGGAACCCGAUCUCGAGACCACGCCUUCCAAGCCGCGUGCUGCGCGCCCGCAGACUGCGGCCACGACUCAGGCGGCGCAACCUUCACCCCUCGAUUUCCUUUUCAAGGCUGCUGUGCAGGCUCGAACCUCCAAUACUAUGAGUAGUCCUGAGGCCGCCGCCCGUGUGCGCUCGCCGCAGACCGAUUCCAAAGUGUUGCGUUCAAACGCAAACCACACACCCGGUGGGAUGUUCCCGAUGGACUUGGAAACUGAGCGUGCGCGGGCUUCGCCAAUCGGUCCCUCGUUUGCGCCUUCGUACCAAGAUCGCAUGAAUGCGCUGCGAUCUUCCAGUUCCCCGUCUCAGUCACCUAGUCCUGCUCUGGGUGCUACUACAGAAGACCAAAACCGUCUGAAGACCGAGCAGUUGAAAUACAUGUUGUUGAACCCGCGGCCUCAGGAGCCACCCUCCUCAUCAAACUCUCCGCCAUCUCAGACUCAGCCUGGCCACUAUGGAGCUCCCCAUCUUCCUCGACCCAACAUCAAUUCGACCGUCCCUCACUACGCUACUCCUAUGCGCACGUACUCGGGCCCUCCGGCGCAAGGCUAUUCGCCCGUCGGUCCACCACAUGCGGGGCACAUCGACAACAGCCUCCAUGCCAACGCCGGUCGUCCUUCGUACCCUUACACCCAGGCCAAUGGCUCCCAGCCGUUCCGGAAUACGAACUCGCCUCUGAGACGCGAAGUCCCCGGAGUUAAUGGCUACACCAAUGGCUAUCGUAAUGGUUACUACAGCAACGGUCACUCUUCCGGUCAAUCGUCGCCUGCACCCUAUGGGAAUCAACAUUAUGCGGCGACUGCUCCCGCUCCUGUGCAGCACCAGAGCGGCUUUAUCUCUCCACAGCCGCAGUACACCCAGGCAGCCUUUCCCCUGUCGAUCAAUUCUCCAUCUCCUCCGGCUUCCCGGCCGAUUGAUACCAAGAAGAUGGAGGAUGACUUGCGACGAAUCCUAAAGCUGGAUGCUACUCAAGCUCCUGGGCCUGGCCUUCCAUCUAGUGGCAUGCAAAGUUCAUUUACUGCUUAGCUUUCAUGUCCUUGUUUCUUCUCUUUUUUUUGAUUUUCUGAUGAAGGAGGCCAUUCUAUAAGGGCGAUGAUAUGGACGUGAUUUUUUCUUUUGCACACUUGUCUUUUUCAACACACUCCUGCUUUCAUAGAGGGCAUGGGUGUCUUCUAUCUGCCAUGUCUUUUUUCUUUGUUGUUUACGGCUUCAUGCAUCGGUUUCACAGGCGGUUUGCAUCACUUUCAUGGACUGGGUUCAUGACUGUCUUUGUUUUCUCGUGUUACCCUCGGCGGCUCACACUUUGAUCUUUUUCCUUGUCCAUCUCCCAUCUAUUCUUUGGCAAAUGACGUUUCGUUUCCUAUGUCCCCCGCCUUUUUUUCCCCUUCGCUUCAACGUCUACGACCUCUUCUUGCCACAUGAUGACAAUGGUACUCGGUCGGGCGGUGUUUCCCAUGAUGCAUCGGUUUCGGGUUUCGGGUUUCGGGUUUCCAGUGGAAGUUCAUCAACUUCGGUUUCGGUCUUGGCUGCCUUCGGUUUGGGCUCGGUUCGGGUUUAGUUUGACGAAGCCGAGCCGCUUCGUUUGCAUCGGUCGGAGUCGGGAUCCUGCAAUGCACUGCGCUUAUUCUGAAUUUGCACGUAUUUGCCUAGCUAGUUGGGCGCUCGAGAGCAUGGAUUGUCUCUCUGCCUGACCAGCGGCUGCGAUUGUAAUUGCUGUCGCAUGCAUAAGUGCAGGCUCGCUUGGUGCUUCAUCUCAGCGAGACCGUCAUUCUCUCGCUUUACUUUGUUCAUGUCUGCUUUUUGUUUUUUUUCCUGCCUUUUUUGUGUGUUGAGUGCCUGGCGUAAGGGAUGAUUGACUGUUUCUUCGGUUGGUCUUUUCAGCGCUAUACACUCUCGUGUAGUUUCCCUUCGUUUGCCACCUAGACUCUGUUUCGGUCAUGGCUUUCUGAUUGUCUUGAUCUUCGGUUUCUUGUCUGUUGCGAAUAAAAUUCGCGUCCACUCGUUUGAAUGUGCCGGUUGGUGGACAUUCUCUUCGUAGCGCCUGUUUGUAGGUGGUAGGGUAUCUCGGUAUUCUUGAGAACCUCAAUCGGAUAGCGUAGAUAAGG